AUGGAGAGUCACAGCGACCCUCAUUACCCCCCGUCUCUGUGCAGCGGCGUCGAUCAGCUAGCAGAGGGCGUGGUUCUGUGCUGUGGACUCCUGAUGUUCAGGAUCAUAAACGCUGAAUCAGGAGAGACGAGAAUCUGCGGCGUCAAAUUCUCCCAAAACUUCCAUUCGGGUUCAGAGAGGACGAGCGGCAACGGCAACAUCAACAACCGCUCGCUGUCCUCCUGGAACUGGAUUUCUCAUCAGAACAGUAACAGAAUCCCGCGGGUGAUUUUUGAAGCCGAGUGUCAGCAGCAGUACUGCAGCAGUUCCAGCAGCUACCAGCAGAGAGAGCUGAACUCAGUCCCCAUCUACAGACACAUCCUGGUCCUGGUCCCCGACCGGCAGAACCGAACCUGCUUCCACGUGUCCGUACGGAGGGUCGCCGUGGGCUGCGCGUGUGCGUGGGCUCAGGCCUCCACGUGAAGCUUCAGAAAUGAAACUGAGAUCACUGAGAAUCAUGAUCUGUACAUCAUAUUUAUUUUAAAAU
Molecule: messenger RNA, 526 nt
Organism: Trichomycterus rosablanca
Lineage: Eukaryota; Metazoa; Chordata; Actinopteri; Siluriformes; Trichomycteridae
Gene: il17a/f2
Product: interleukin 17a/f2
Exons: 3
Coding region: 1-462 (153 amino acids)
Cellular component (GO): extracellular region
Molecular function (GO): cytokine activity
Source: RefSeq, a predicted model, not a curated record